Eruca vesicaria subsp. sativa (arugula) is the source of this 1004-nucleotide messenger RNA. NCBI's taxonomy places the organism in Eukaryota, Viridiplantae, Streptophyta, Magnoliopsida, Brassicales, Brassicaceae. The record is from the annotation of a GenBank genome assembly.
CUCAUCUAUAUCUCUCCAAGAACACAAACGCUUCUUUCACCUCUCUCUCUCCCAUUUAGGGUUACCGUUAAAGAGAGAGAGAGAGAGUUCUUCCCAAAUCUCAUUGUCUUAGAGCGAUGAAUCAAGAACAGAGCCUGCAUCAAUGCGCAGCUUGCGGGGAACAAGAAGCCUUCUUAACCUACGCCGUCAACGCUCUCCGGCGACUCUGCACCGACUGUUUACUCAAGGAGCAUCGUAACCUCUUCUGCCCUGUUUGUCUCCACGUCCACGUCACCUCCCCUCCUCCUCCAGAACAGAGCAUCCUCUGCCUCAAUUGCCCUUCCAUCACCCACCUCGCUUGCUCCUCCUCCUCCUCCGCCGACGCCGAUGAAGCUUCGUCCUUCACUUGCCCGCCCUGCUCUGAUCCCAAUUUCUCCUUCUUCCCCAAAUCUCAUCAGAACGGAGCAGAGACGGUUCUUGGCCAAGAAUCUUCCAACGCUCUCGUCGCGGCGGCGAAUAUCUCGGCGGUUUUGAUGAAGAACGCGGCGGCUGAGUUGAAGAAGGAAGCUCAUGAGAAGAUCUUCGCAGCUAAAGAGGCGAAGCAGAGAGCUAAAGAAGCGUUAGGGAAUCUUCAGGAACUUGUUCGUAAGCAAAAAGCUUUGGAGAAGAGUAGUAACCCUAACCCUAAUAAGAGGAAGAACAGUGACCGUUGAUUCACAAAAUCUCUCUCGGUACGUAGGGGUUUGGUUUGUAUGAUAGAUCUCUCUUUUAGGGUUCAAGAAAAAAGACUACUCUUUUUUAUUCAUUUGCUUCUUUAAGUUCACAGAGAAAGGUGGAGACUUUGAGUUUAGGAUUUUAGAUUAUGAUUAGGUCUUUGUGUUUUUUUGUAUAAUGGUCUGUGAGAUGCUGCAAUGACAAUUCAUUCAUGUUUAUGGCUAUGUCUUCAAAACCUAUAAGAUUUCUGUCUUGUUGUAUUUGUUCACUGGUUUGAUGAUGUUUGAAUGUAUGGAGUUAUGAUGAAAUAG